AUCGCUCCCACAUCCACAUCCUGCUUAUCCGCCACCUACCCCCUCGAAUGCGCGACCGCCACGCACGCCGCCCCAUUCCUGCUGCAAUCCUUCCACACCUACAACCUCACCUCUCCACGCGAGCUCUCCGCCCUACUCUCCCUAAUCGCCUACGAAACCGGCGAUUUCAAAUACAACACCAAUCAUUUCCCCGCCCCUGGCCGGCCCGGCCAAGGCACCCGCAACAUGCAGAUGGCGAGCUACAACCUCGCGUACGCGCGCGAUAUUCCCGAACUGGCUCCCGCGCUGCAAGGACUCGGCGUGUCGGCGGGCGCCCAGGCGGAAGAUCUCAGUCCGGAAUUGCAAGAUGCGGUGAGGGGCUUGGUGCUGGAGGACCGGUAUGCGUGGGCGAGCGCGGCGUGGUUUUUGGAUACGUGGUGUAGUGAGGAUGUGAGAGGGGGGUUGAGAGAACAGGGGAGGAGUGGAUGGGAGGCGUAUUUGGUGGGGUGUGUGGGUACGCAGGUUGAUGAUGGGAGGGUGCAGUAUUGGGAGAGGGCGAAUGAGGCGUUGGGG
Amorphotheca resinae ATCC 22711 is the source of this 552-nucleotide messenger RNA. RefSeq lists its product as hypothetical. The record is from RefSeq and is a predicted model, not a curated record. The transcript has a single exon. Lineage: Eukaryota; Fungi; Ascomycota; Leotiomycetes; Helotiales; Amorphothecaceae. The annotation marks the transcript as partial.